ACUUUUGACAGUGCGAGGUUAUAAUUUCUAUUUAGUAAUAGAAAAGUACCAAUCAUGGCCGAGGAGAACUGGAAUGACGACGUAGCCGAGGCAGGCAGCGUGGUUGUGGAAACCAUGUCUUUACCACAAGCCGCCGACAUUCCUGAAAUCAAGCUUUUCGGCAGAUGGAGUUGCUACGAUGUGCAAGUCUCUGAUAUGUCUCUGCAGGACUACAUUUCCGUUAAAGAGAAGUACGCAAAAUAUUUACCUCAUUCAGCUGGCAGGUAUGCACACAAGCGUUUCCGUAAAGCCCAGUGCCCAAUCGUGGAGCGCCUUACAAACUCUCUAAUGAUGCACGGUCGGAACAAUGGCAAAAAACUGAUGGCCGUACGUAUUGUCAAACAUGCGUUUGAAAUUAUUCACUUGUUAACUGGAGAAAACCCUCUGCAAGUACUCGUGACUGCCAUUAUCAACUCUGGACCCCGUGAAGAUUCGACUAGGAUCGGUCGUGCGGGUACAGUUCGUCGUCAAGCCGUUGAUGUUUCACCCUUGCGCCGAGUCAACCAAGCAAUCUGGCUUUUGUGCACAGGUGCACGUGAGGCUGCAUUCAGAAAUAUUAAAACAAUCGCAGAGUGUGUUGCAGAUGAAUUAAUUAAUGCAGCUAAGGGUUCAUCUAACUCCUACGCCAUCAAAAAGAAGGACGAGCUGGAGCGUGUUGCUAAAUCCAACCGUUAAAAUAUACUAUUAAGUCAUCUUUACAAUAAACAGGAAACUGAA
Molecule: messenger RNA, 756 nt
Organism: Bombyx mori (domestic silkworm)
Lineage: Eukaryota; Metazoa; Arthropoda; Insecta; Lepidoptera; Bombycidae
Gene: RpS5
Product: ribosomal protein S5
Biological process (GO): translation; ribosomal small subunit assembly
Cellular component (GO): cytosolic small ribosomal subunit; ribosome
Molecular function (GO): mRNA binding; structural constituent of ribosome; rRNA binding
Source: RefSeq, marked provisional